CUCGCAGGUGGAUGAAUUGUGAGGUGAGCGCGUCCGGAGCAGCACCGACGGCCCUCGCGUCGCGCAUGGCCAGCACGUGCGUCCAGUGAUCAUCGAGAUGAGUGUCUGCUGAGUGUCCGCGACUUAUCCCACAGUGUGCAUCGUUCGGACGCUCUCACAAUGAGGAACAAGUGCAUUUUCGUGUUUCUGGCCGCUGUCCUGCUCGUCGUCAUUUGCGGCGUGGACGCCCAAAGGAAAGAAGGACGACGCCGGGGGCAGCAACGGCAUCGCGAGCGCAUCUCCGUGGAGGCGGUGCAGCAGAAACGCCUGUUCAGGGACGACGAAGGACUGUUCCCGUCGAUCCUGAACCUGGCGAGCACCGCCAUGAUCACCAGCAAUGCCACCUGCGGCGAGAAUGGCCCCGAGCGCUUCUGCAAACUGGCCGAGCACAGUACCAAGCGCGAGCCGCAGUGCUCUGUGUGCGACUCGAAAGCUCGCGAAACCGCCAGGAGACACCCUGCCGAGCUUGCCAUCGACGGCACCCACCGCUGGUGGCAGAGUCCCACCCUGCAGAACGGCCUCCGCUUCCAGUGGGUCACGAUCACCCUCGACCUCGGUCAGGUGUUCGAGGUCGCGUAUGUGAUAGUCAAAGCGGGCAAUUCGCCGCGGCCGGGCAACUGGAUCCUCGAGCGCUCGCUCGACGGCAAGACAUUCUUCCCGUGGCAGUACUACGCCAUCAGCGAAGAGGAAUGCGAAACCUGGUUCGGAGUGCCGCCUACCCCUGGCAGGCCGACCUACAGGGCGGACACAGAGGUCAUCUGCACUUCGCACUACUCCAAACUGGAACCCCUCGAGGGAGGGGAGAUUCACACGUCAAUCGUGAACGGCCGGCCAGGAGCAAACGAAUCGACUGUUCUUCUCCGCGAAUUCUCCCGCGCCCGAUUCGUGCGAUUGCGUCUGCAAAGGGUGCACACCCUGAACGCCGACCUUUUGAGCGGCUCCAGCGACCCAGGCCCCGAGUACGGCCGCGGCGACACCGGUCUCCCUCCUUCCUCGGUCGAAACCACCUCUUCGCAGAAAUACUUCUACUCUAUCAAGGACAUUUCCAUCGGUGGGCAGUGCGUCUGCCACGGACACGCCACUGAGUGUCCUCAGAACAAGAGCACUGGGAAACGUUCUUGUGUGUGCCGUCAUGAAACGUGCGGCGAAGAAUGCGACACGUGCUGUCCGAUGUUCAACCAGCUGCCCUGGAAGGCCGGAACCGCCCUGGACGCAGGCAAGUGCGAACCUUGCCAGUGUUUCGGACACGCCGACUCUUGCGUCUACGACGCCGAGGUGGCGCGAAACAGGCUCAGCCUCAACACCAACGGCGAGCACAAGGGAGGCGGUGUGUGCGUCGAUUGCAGGGAUCACACCACUGGAAUCAAUUGCGAACUGUGCGUCGUCGGCUAUUACAGACCGCCAGGCGUUCGGCGCGACAACUCGUCUCCGUGCCGACCGUGUCAGUGCCAUCAUGUUGGCUCGCCGAGUGGACGGUGCGCCUCUGUCGCUGAAGAAGGCGAAGAGCAAUUGGAGACUCCUGGGCAGUGCGAGUGCAGACCAGGGUACGGCGGCCGCCUCUGCGACAGGUGUGCUGCCGGCUUCAGGGGCUUCCCUGACUGCCAACCUUGCCCGUGUUCGAAGGAUGGCUCGAUCUUUUCUGAAGACUGCGAGGAACAAUGCCGCUGCAAGGAACACGUCGAAGGAGAAAGGUGUGACCGGUGCCAACCAGGCUACUUUGGUCUGAACGCUGAGCACCCUGGCGGCUGCAUUCCCUGCUUCUGCUCUGGCGUUCCUGGAGCGACUUGCGUUGAGGCGAAUCUGACCGUCUCGCUUGGCGAGCUCGGCUCAGAGGCAGGAUGGCACGUCACCGACCUUGAGAGGUCCAAAAUGAUCCCAGCCUCAAGAAUCGGCGCUAAUGGACCUCUGAGCAUCGCUGCUGACGACCUUCCGUUCCGAACAGAGAACUACUAUUGGAUCGCACCUCCGUUGCAGUACCUGGCCGACAUCCUCACCAGCUACGGACAGCAGCUGAAAAUGGAGCUGUCGUGGACAGCGGCUCGUGGUGACACCAGCGGCAGGCCGACCAUGUGCGCCGACCUUGUUCUCAUUGGCGAUGGCCUCACCAUUGGACUGGACAACAACGCCUACACGGGCACCAACGCCACCAUCAACGUCGUCCUCACUGAAGAGGGCUGGAGGCACAUGUUGCCGCCCGCCAAGGACAGACCUGUGAGCCGCGCAGACUUCCUCAGGGUCUUGGCUGGCCUCAGGCACGUCAUGAUCAGGGCCAAGUUCCACACUGAUCAAAUCGAAGGAAGAUUGAAUUUAGCCAGUCUAGAGAGAGGGGCCGAGGGUGGUGAUGGCCAGUCAGCCCGUUUUAUCGAACGCUGUCAGUGUCCUUAUGGCUACGCCGGCCUUUCAUGCGAAAAGUGCCAGGAAGGCUUCAGGCGGGAAAACAACACUCUUCACAUGGGGCUGUGCCUGCCAUGCGAUUGCAAUGGGCAUUCUCCAAUGUGCGACCCAUUCUCAGGAAAAUGUGGCUCUUGCGAGCACCACACGGAGGGCGACACCUGCGAACGGUGCCAGCCUGGCUACUACGGCGAUGCUCGGCAAAGGACACCAGACGCCUGCAAGAAGUGUGCUUGUCCCCUGGACUACCCUGAGUCUAACAAUUUUAGUCCAUCGUGCGACACUGUGCCUGGAAAUCCAAACGAGUAUGUCUGCACUGAUUGUCCACCUGGCUACGAAGGAACUCACUGCGAAAAAUGCGCUCCAGGUUUCUGGGGCAACCCGUCGCAGCCGGGGUCGACCUGCCAGCCGUGUCAGUGCUCGGAACUGCAUUCCGGCGGACAAGGUCCAAGCUGCGACCCUCUGACAGGACGCUGUCUCCGAUGCAGGGGAAACACAGUGGGCUGGCGCUGCGAAAUGUGCGCUCCAGGAUAUUUCGGCAACCCCGAGAGUGCCGACUGCCGCCCUUGUCAGUGCAACCCUGGUGGAUCUGAGAGCAACAACUGCGACCCGAGAACUGGCCAGUGCAAGUGUACGGCGCUCAUCACAGGAAGGCCCUGCGAUCGUUGUGAGCCUGGAAGAGGUGACAUCGCUGCGGGCUGCCCCUUCUGUCGCUGCCACCCUGAAGGCUCGGAAAGCAACCAGUGCGAUCCCAGGACAGGACAGUGUCCUUGCAGACCGGGAGUUGGCGGCAAGAACUGUGAUUCUUGCUUGCCGAAUCACUUUGGACUAAGCAGAAAUGGAUGCCACAGGUGUAACUGUGACCCCAACGGCUCAAACGGACCCACCUGCGACAUUGUGUCUGGACAGUGCUCUUGCAGGAACAACGUCGUUGGACGAACGUGUGAUCAGUGCCGACCUGGCUUUUGGGAUCUUCAGUCCAGAAACGGAUGCACGGCCUGUGACUGCGACCCUGUUGGUUGUGACGGAUCUAAAUGCGACAUCGUUACUGGGCAGUGCACCUGCUUACCAGGAGUAGGCGGCCGCCGCUGUGAAAAGUGCAGACCGGGCUACUUUGGAUUUUCAAAGCAGGGUUGCAAAGAAUGCGAGCCUUGCAACAAGCCAGGCCAUAUUUGCGAUCCAGACACCGGCAGAUGCGUCUGUCCCAUUCUCUCUGAAGGUUCCGCUUGCGAGAGGUGUAAAAAAGGUGCCUGGGGCCACCAGCAAGGCGCAGGAUGCAAGCCCUGCAGCUGUCACUCUGGCGGAUCAACGUCUGCCCAGUGCGACCACCGGUCAGGAAUGUGCACCUGCAGACCUGGCUUUGGAGGCAACAAAUGCGAGAAGUGUCUGCCUGGACACUACGGAUUCCCAAGGUGCAGGGCCUGUGACUGCAACGUCGCCGGUACCAAGAAGGAAGCCUGCCCCUUUGGCCAGCCUUGUGGCUGCGAUGAAACUGGACAGUGCAACUGCAAGGCUAACGCGGUGGGAAAACACUGUGAACUGUGCAAAAAGGGAACGUUCAGCAUGCACGACGACAACCCUGAAGGCUGUACACAUUGCUAUUGCUACGGAAGAUCAGGUCAAUGUGAACAAGCUCAGCUCGUGUGGACACAGAUUCGUAUGCUUUCUUGGAGAUCUGUCAGCAUUGAAUACGACUCUCCGCAACCGCAAUUCAGGCCGGGAGCACCGAUUUCGCCAGUCAAUACUCAAGAAAUUUGCUACAUUAAUUUGGCGAUUCCUGGAGUUCCUGACACUAAUCUGACCAACACUGACGGCACAUCUGUGAAAUUGAACAUUACAAACAACUUGAGAAUAAUUCCAGGAGACGUUGGAAAUGUCAGAAUUGGAGUCAGCUAUCUUUUUGACACUCCUUUGUACUGGAAAUUACCCAGCACCUUUUUCGGGGACAAGGUGCUGUCAUACAACGGCUUUUUGAGGUUCACCGUCGUAUCUUCUGGAGGACAAACCCUUCUGCCGCCCAACGUGUUAAGUUCCUACCCUCUGGUUCAGAUCCAAGGCAACAACAAAAUCGUUCUUGAGUACUUCUCCCCUCAACCAAGCAUCACUGGCCAGUAUCAAGUUCGGUUCCACGAGUCAAACUGGAAAGCCAAGCACAGUCCAGCAUCUGGUCCAGUGACUAGAGAGAUUAUGAUGCUCGCGCUCCAGAAUAUACAACACAUUCUCAUCAGAGCGUCUGACUCUGUCGACUUCCAGAGAGUAGAGAUAAGAGACGUAUCCUUGGAUCACGCCACUGCACCCAGAGAUCCUCAGGAGCCCAUUCAGUCAUGGCAGCUGGCCAGGGGUGUGGAGCAAUGCCAAUGUCCCGAUCAGUACAGAGCCUCGUCCUGCCAGAACCCUGCGAUAGGAUUCUACAGGUGGCAUCCUCCUGGCAGCGGUGCCGACAGCACCAUCAUUAUACAGUUGAUCGGUGAGGCGAGGCCAUGUUCCUGCAAUUCCAGAUCCGCCACCUGUGACAGCGAGACUGGCAAGUGCAAGAACUGCACAAACAACACUGAAGGAGUCACAUGCGACCGCUGUGCCAGCGGCUACUUUGGAAACCCAAAAGUGGAGCCGUGCCGGGCGUGUCCAUGUCCAACUCCCCAAAGUAACAGGGCCGUCAGUUGCGUGAUAGGAAGAGACGUGAGAUGCAGGUGCCAAAAAGGAUACUCUGGAUCCAGAUGCGAGAGAUGCUCUUACGGCUACUUUGGAUUCCCAAGCAUGCCCGGAGGCUCAUGUCAGCCGUGCAACUGCGACCCACGAGGAAGUGUAAGCGACGAGUGCCAUGAGCAGACCGGCCAUUGCAACUGCAGACCUGGCGUUGGUGGCCGCGACUGCACGGAGUGUCCUCGAGGGCAUAUCCUGGGUGACAAGGGAUGCCAGACAUGCGAAGGUUCGUGCACGGGUCCAUUGCUGCGGGAGGUGACCACCAUGUCUUCGCGCCUGAUGGAGAUUGAGCAGGCUGGCUUGACGCCAGUGCCGUGGGACCGUCUGCGCACCAUUGAGAGUGACGUCACUGGAAGGUUCAGACACAGUUUUGAACGGUGGAAGAGGAUCAUCACCACGCCGUUGCCGAAUACGGAAGUAGACAAUUUGCGGAAGCAGUCUCGACAAACUACUGCGAAGGCAAAGCGGAGAAAAGAUGACAGCCAAAAUCUGUCAAAAGACUCAGGAAAACUGGCACAAGACGCGCAAAAAUUACUCGACGACAUUCAUGAAAUGCAAUCAGACUCUGCAGCUGUGGUGGAUGAUUUGCGUCAUUAUGGGCGUCAAAGCGAAUCGAUGUCAGUGAAUAUUGCGGUCACUUUGAGAGAAGCUGGACUUCUUUUGGAUAAAAUGUCUUCUGCGAAGAUAAUAAAACACCGCCAGCUAGCAGAUGAAACUCUAAGGAAUGCAACUGACAAGCUAAACGAAAUAAAUCUACUCAUGAAAGAAAAUAUAUCCACUGUCUCAAUGGGUGCACUGCAAGAUGAUAUCAACGAAUUCAUAUUUAGAAUAAAUGAUUUGAAUAAACGCAUCCAAGAAACAAACGAAAAAUAUGACGAGAUUUCCAAGAAAAAUAGAUACACCACAGCAAACGCGGACAAGGCGGCUCAGGUUAUUCCAAAAAUAAAAUUUUCUUCAGAGGGUGAGAGAGCAGCGGCAAAAGAAAGGGAUCUCUUUAUUAAAGAGGCAGUUGUGUUUCUCGACGAGGCAAGAGAAAACUUUGAGGUCCUGUCCACUUUGAUUGAUGACGUGAGGGAUCGCACACAGCAGCUUGAUGCGAGAGGCCAAUCGCAUAGAGACAAUGCACAUUACAAAACUAAGUAUACUGCUCCAGCCAAAGACCACGCACGUAGACUUCUUCAGCAAGCCAAAGAUUUGAGCAGCCGCUUCAACGCAACUCGUGACUUUGCAAGUUUCGCUCUGAAAGCAGCUCAAGCAUACAAAAAUAUUGUGGACGCCAUUGGCAGCGCCUGGGAAUCGGCAAUAGAAGCAAAACUAGCAGCUGACAAGGCCAAGGAGCAGGUCCAUCCAGGUGGAACUUUAGGUGGACAAGAUGCCCUAUUGGUCAAAGCGAAAAGUGCGAGGGAGUUUUCAGAGCAGUUGAGUGAAGAUGCUCAGUCCGCCGUGAAGCACGUCGAAGGGUUGAGGCGCAAAUUUGAGGUGCAGAAAACUGAGUUCCAGCGCCUCAACACAAAUAUGCAAGGAACGAGCACAAAACACGACGUGCUUCUCUCGGACUUGAGUGGUGUCAAAUCUCAAGUGGGACCUGUUGUGGUUGAUGCGCUAACUAAGGCUAACUUGAUGCAAACUAAAAUAGGGGAAAUUACAAAGGAUACCAGCAGGCUGAGUAAAAACAUUGAAAACAAUCUUCGACCUUUGCUUGAGAGGAUCUCAUCUGGAGCAACUGAGAAAAUGCAGGAAACCGUGAAAGAAAUCGAACAAGCGAGAAGCAAUGUGCGGGAGUCGGAAUCGCUGCUGAAGUCUUUAACAAAGGAUGCUACGCAGCACAAUGCACGGCUCUCUCAGUGGAAUGACACCAUUUCUUCCCAACUGCAAGGACUGAGAGACAAAAUCGCCCAAGCAAGGCAUGCAGCCAAUGGGAUUCGACUCUCCCUUGGAAGUGUGAAAGGAAGGAGUUGUGUUCGUUCGUACAAAACCAACGCAGAGCCCUCCGCAACCAACAAAAUCGCGGUUACAUUCGCUUCCUCAAAAUCAGGCGAUGGACUUAUCUUCGUCCUUAAGUCUGACCCUGCGAUCAGCAAAGACUUCAUGGCUCUGGAGGUGCGGGACAAAAGAUUGCGCUUCACAUGGGACCUUGGCGGUGGCAACAGCUUUGUCACGCACCACCUGCCCAUCCGCCACUCAUCCAAUCUAGCUAACGACAGCAGCUGGUACCGUGCCGAGAUUGAGCGCACUGGACACGUCGUUCGAAUGAACGUGCGGCACAUCAUCUCGUCCAAGUGGGGUGAACCGGUCCAGAACAAUUCGCAGGCAGCCUUCACGAGGAUGGACGCUGGGCCUGGUGCCCUCCUCUGGCUCGGAGGCUACGACGGGCCUGAAGGAUCGACUCCCAAAGGAAUAUCGCUGACCCACAUGCCAGGUUGCAUCCACCAGGUUUGGCUGGACGGAAAGCCUCUCGGUCUGUGGGACUUCCACUCGAGCUCUGGCCCAGACUCGUGCAGUGCUUGCAUUGAGGGGCCUGAAGAGUUGAGACAAGAGGAGUCGUACUCGUUCCUUGGAGAUGGAUACUCCGUGCUGCACCACGACAGUUCCGUCACUUACAAUCCGUACCAGUUCAGUGUUCUGUUUACUUUCAAGUCAUAUGAUGAGGACGCUCUUCUCUUUUUGGCCAUCAAUCCCAAGAGAGAUCGAUUGAUUUCCUUGUCACUGAGGCAAGGCCGGGUUCACUUCAGGGUAGAUUAUGGUGGAAGUGCGAGGCUGGAACUCUCUACGAUUCAAAAUUACAACACUGGAGAGUGGGUUCGUGUAGACGCUGCCAGGCACUUUGACCGAAACAAGCGACUAGAGCGAGGUCUGCUGAGAGUUGGAGAUGAAGAGCACAGUGGGGCGCCUUCUCCUCCGCCUCUUUCCGGCUCUUUACUGGACUUGAUUGAAGGCGAAUUCAUUGUCGGAGGAGCUCCCCCUGGCUUCCUUGCGCCGUCCUCCAUCCCUCCUCCUGAGCUUAGAUCCUUCAGAGGGUGCAUCUCCUUCCUCCAGGUUGCUGACCAGGGCUACAACCUGCUUCGUGGCCCCUAUUAUUCGGUUGAGCCAGGGUGUUUGCCUGAGACUGCCAAGGUUGUGAGCUUCCAAGGCGACGGGUACUUGGAACUGGAUGGCCAGACUCUGAGCAGAAAGUCAUCCAUUGGACUAGUAUUUGCCACUACUCAACCAGACGCUCUGCUCCUUUUCUCAGAUCCCUACAGCAUAGAUUCUGGCCUUGCAACCUUCUACUCAGUGUCUUUGUACAAAGGACAGUUGCAUGUAAAAGUAGGCGGUGGAAAAUCUGUGACAACCGUCCGUUCAGGAAGCUUCUUUAACGAUGGAAAAUCUCAUUCAGUGUCUGUCAUAAAGUCCAACAGAAGGUUGGAACUCUACAUCGACGACAAGAGCAUCAGCGCAGCCAAACUGCCUGAAGGGUCCUACCCUGAAAUAAAGGCUCCUAAGAAGGGUGGACUGUACAUCGGUGGCUUGCCUGAGGAAUAUCCUCACAAUGUAACAGGCUUGGCAGCUUCCCUUGCACCUCUGGAUGGCUUUAUCAAAGAUGUCGUCAUUGGAAAUAAUUUACUGAGCAUGCAGCCACCGAAGAGUUUUUCUAAAGCAGGCAUUGGUCGGCACAGCCUUCCAGCACCCAGUCCGUCCAUGAUCAUGUCCACCGUGAGCAAUGGUGUGCGCAGCAUUCCCGACCCGCACACCGCCGGCCCGACGCACUGCGAGUCUAGCCGCUCUUACUCUGUGGAGCCAGGCGCAGUGAAGUUUGGGGACAAACCAAACAGCCACGUCACUCUGCAGAAGCUGUGGUUGAGGAACGGACUUCCCAAGAACUUCUCAAUUCAGUUUGAUUUCCGGACACACUACCCCAAUGGACUCUUCUUUUUGUUCCCAGCCAUCAGACCAAAGCAGAACCACUUUUUCAUGUUAAUGCUGAAAAACAGUCAGUUGGAAGUGAUCUUCGCAAAUGCGAAAAAGGAGCACAAAAUCAGGAUACAGAAGCCUCUGAAUGACGGAAAAUGGCAUCAGGUUGAAUUGCUGAAGUUUGACCAACGAGUGACAAUGCGGCUGGACGGAGUAGAAGUCGAGAGGAAGAAGGUGCAGAAGCGAUUGAAUAUUUUGAGCACGGCUUACGUUGGUGGCCUGCCAGAAAGCAAUUCCGGUGGCAUCAUCUCUUUCCAGCAGACCACGGAAAGCUACAAAGGUUGCAUGCGAAAUGUAAGGGUGAACGGCAAACCCCAAGAUUUGGUUGGACCCCGAGGCUCUAGCCACAACGUAGGACAGUGUUUCCCAAGGGUGGAGACUGGGUCCUUCUUCCCAGGAGACGCAUUUGCCGUUUAUCAAAACACGUUCCAUGUUGGGUCCAUGUUUGAGCUUGAACUGGAGUUCCGAACAUCUGAGCUGAACGGCGUGCUGCUAAGUGUUUCUGAGCCUCAUGGUUAUCCAGCGCUAUCUUUGGAAAUACUCGAUGGACAGGUGAUUCUGUCUGGAGACGUUGGAAACAGGAAGCCUUUUAGGGUGCAGCAAACGUUCUCCUCUAAAUACACGACCUGUGAUAACAAAUGGCACCACGUGCAAGCCUUUUACAUCAACGACUCGCUCCUGCUCAGGGUGGACCAGCAGACCGCCAACUACGGCCACUCGGUCAAUGGAGGCCUCAAGGUGGCCCACACCAACAGUUCUUUGUACAUCGGUGGCUUGCCAGACAAUGCUCCAUUCGGGACCCUGCAAACGCGAGACAACUUCAAAGGCUGCAUUCGGAACAUGGCAAUCAAUGGCGAAAGACGCGACUGGACUGACAUGGCCGCGCUGCACAACGUGCUUUUGAAUGCGUGCCCGCUCUCCACAUACUGACGCAAAUGAAAGCAAUUGAGAAUAAAUCAGGGUAUUAAAUUUUCCACUCGGUGAGGUGGGAAAUGGUUGUCGAUUGCAGAGCCCUGUUUACGAUUAAUUGACCGCUGCAGUAUUAAAAUAUUAAUCGCAAGUAAUCCGUCCCAUUCACUGUUCACAGGUUGGUUUGUAAUUUUGUAACAAAUUUAAUAUCAAUGUGUUUGAUGUUUAACUCAAUUAAAUGUGGAUUACAUAUUUUUCUCAAACUUAGGAUAACAAAAUUAAUUGCAAGGGCUCCUUAUAAAUAAUAUUGUCCAAUGGAAUGUGUUCUUAUGAUAGAUAGAGGCUGUGAAAUCCACAAACACAAUUAUCAGUUACAGUUUAUUUCCAUAUGAUAGACAUUCAGUAAUAAUUGUUGUAUUCCAUUUCUUCAUUGCUCUCAUCUCGCAUAAUUUUCGGUCGUGCUCGAAAUUCUCAUUUUAGCCAAGGAACAUUUAGCUCUGGUAAGGAAUUAUUUUAAUUGUGAAUGCCCAUCAACAAACGCACUUCUGUAUUUUUGUAACUUAUUGCUGUAAGUUUGUUUAACAAAUCCUGAUUAAUAAGUGCAAUAAAAUUUGCAUUACUUUCAUUAGA
Cloeon dipterum is the source of this 10623-nucleotide messenger RNA. RefSeq names its product wing blister (gene wb). Bases 160 to 10014 code for a protein of 3284 amino acids. The transcript is spliced from 50 exons. Gene Ontology annotation, cellular component: basement membrane. The record is from RefSeq and is a predicted model, not a curated record. Gene Ontology annotation, biological process: animal organ morphogenesis; cell adhesion; tissue development. Lineage: Eukaryota; Metazoa; Arthropoda; Insecta; Ephemeroptera; Baetidae.